Molecule: messenger RNA, 4030 nt
Organism: Momordica charantia (bitter melon)
Lineage: Eukaryota; Viridiplantae; Streptophyta; Magnoliopsida; Cucurbitales; Cucurbitaceae
Gene: SMG7
Product: Telomerase activating protein Est1
Biological process (GO): nuclear-transcribed mRNA catabolic process, nonsense-mediated decay
Cellular component (GO): telomerase holoenzyme complex
Molecular function (GO): telomeric repeat DNA binding; protein binding; telomerase RNA binding
Source: RefSeq, a predicted model, not a curated record
AAACACACAGAAAAGAAAAGAGGAAUUCCAAAAUCCCCAAAUCGAAACCAGAACCAAAAACCAAACCCCAAUCUCAUCCUCUUCAACCCAACCCUUUUCCGUUCCUUCUCCAACCCUAAUUCCAUCUUCUUCUUCUUCUUCUUCCUCUUCUCCCAAUUCCCUUUCACCGUGGAUCCGAUCGCGCUCCUCAGAUAUAUGCGGUAUGAAUAAUCUGAACACAAUGGAUGGAAGAUAAACAUAGAGAUGGCUAAAAUGUCUUCUUCCGCUUCUUCAUCAUGGGAGCGUGCGCAACGCCUUUAUGAAAAGAAUAUUGAGUUGGAGAAUCGGCGAAGAAGAUCAGCUCAGGCUCGAAUUCCUUCAGAUCCCAAUGCAUGGCAACAAAUGCGUGAAAAUUAUGAAGCAAUAAUCCUUGAGGACUAUGCUUUUUCUGAACAGCACAAUACUGAAUAUGCUCUGUGGCAAUUGCAUUACAAGAGAAUUGAGGAGCUGAGAGCACAUUUCAGCGCUGCUUUAGCUUCUGCUGGCUCUAACAGUUCUAAUAGUUCUAACAACUCUAACAAUUCUCCGGGAGUGCCUACAAGGCCUGAUCGAGUUUCAAAAAUAAGACUGCAGUUCAAAACAUUUCUUUCAGAAGCCACUGGAUUUUACCAUGAUUUAAUAUUGAAAAUCAGAGCAAAAUAUGGCCUUCCUUUGGGUUUUUUCUCGGAGGAUGCGGACAACUGUAUUGCUACAGAUAAAGAUGGAAAGAAGUCUGCUGACAUGAAGAAAGGGCUCAUAUCUUGUCAUCGGUGUUUGAUAUACUUGGGUGAUCUUGCACGUUACAAAGGAUUAUAUGGGGAAGGCGACUCAAAAAAUCGGGAGUACAAUGCAGCUUCAGGUUACUACCUUCAAGCAGCAUCACUUUGGCCAUCGAGUGGCAAUCCUCAUCAUCAGCUUGCUAUAUUAGCUUCAUACUCAGGAGAUGAGUUGGUAGCUGUUUAUCGAUAUUUCCGGAGUCUGGCUGUUGAUGCUCCAUUUUCUACUGCCAGAGAUAAUUUGAUUGUUGCAUUUGAGAAGAACCGUCAGAGCUACGCUCAAUUGUCUGGGACUGCUAAAAAUUCUGUGGUGAAGGAAUCACCUGUUCGGUUUAGUGGAAAAGGACGGAAGGGAGAAGUAAAGCUUGCAACUAAAGAUUCUAGUACUGAACCCCCAAAGGAGAGCGCGUUAUCUCCUCAUGAGACAUUUAGAUCCUUUUGCAUCAGAUUUGUUCGGCUAAAUGGAAUUCUUUUCACUCGCACGAGCCUAGAGACGUUUGCUGAAGUCCUCUCAUUGGUCAAUAGUAGUCUCUGCGAACUUUUGUCUUCUGGACCUGAAGAGGAACUGAGUUUUGGAACGGAUGCUGCUGAGAACAGUCUCAUCAUAGUUAGAAUUGUUGCAAUUCUUAUAUUCACAGUUCACAAUGUGAAUAAAGAGACUGAAGGUCAGACAUACUCAGAAAUUGUACAGCGGGCUGUUUUGCUCCAGAAUGCACAUAUUGCAGUGUUUGAGUUGAUGGGUUCUAUUUUGGAUAGAUGUUCCCAGUUGGUUGAUCCUUUGUCAAGUCUUUUUCUGCCUGGCCUUCUAGUUCUUGUUGAAUGGUUGGCUUGUUGCCCAGAAAUUGCAGCAAGCAGUGAAGUGGAUGAAAAGCAGGCAACUGCUAGAUCAAAGUUUUGGAACCUUUGCAUCUCAUUCUUCAAUAAACUGUUGUCAAGUGGUUCUGUGUCUUUAGAAGAUGACGAGGAUGAAACUUGCUUUUUUAAUCUCAGCAAGUAUGAAGAGGGUGAAACUGAAAAUCGGCUUGCAUUAUGGGAGGAUCUUGAAUUGAGGGGAUUCUUGCCGCUUAUUCCUGCACAAACUAUAUUGGAUUUUUCAAGGAAACAUUCCGGAAGUGAUGGCAAUAAAGAGAAGGUUGCUCGUGCUAAAAGGAUUCUGUCUGCGGGGAAGGCUUUAGCAAAUGUAGUCAAGAUUGAUCAAGAACCAAUAUACUACAAUUCGAAGGUGAAAAAGUUUUGUACUGGUAUUGAACCUGAAGUGCAAAAUGAUUUUGUCAUCCCAUCAUCUUCUAGCAUCAUGCCCAGUACAGGCAACGUGAUGCAAGAAACUCAAGUAGAGAAAGCAAACAAUUUUGCAGUUGGGAAGUCAAGUUCACAGCUAGUUUUGGAAGGGGAAGAGGAGGAUGAAGUAAUUGUCUUCAAGCCACUAGUUUCUGAGAAGCGAAUUGAUGUGACUGAUACACUGCGGUCAGGUUAUGAAGGUUUGCAACCGGGAAGAAAUGCUUCUGGAGGUGAUCUGAGAUCUUAUCAUGGCAUGCCGUCCACCUCUCCUGAUGAUGUUCACCAGCCAAAUAAUUUUGAGUCAAGUUCUCAAGUACCUGUAACUGCUUGUAAUAUUAACACACUCCAUUGGCAAACAGUUCAGAUGAAUGCUUCUAGAUGGCCAGUCGAACAGGAUGCUUCUCUUGCUAACUGCUUGCAAAGUUUGAGGUUAUUGGAGAACGGGCAUGGGAAGAAUUCCGAUCUUCAGAAUGAUAUAAGCAUGUUUAAUCCGGCAGCUCACUCAAUGCCUAUCAAACAAGCUGUUAGCAUAAAUAAUGAUGCAUUUUACAGUGACAAGAAACCCCUAGGAGCUCUUGUACAGUCUAGGAAUGAUGCUCCUGCAUCGUUUGGUUGCAUUAUAGACCCAAUGACUACAAGCGCAUUUUCUAGCCUUCAAACAGGGUUGAGAAAAAACCCAGUUGGUCGACCAGUUAGGCAUCUUGGACCUCCUCCCGGAUUCAACAAUGUUCCUACUAAGCAUGCUAAUGAAUUCCUUCCUGGUUCAGAGUUUAAAAGUGAGAAUCAGAUCAUGGAUGAUUAUAGCUGGUUGGAUGGAUAUCAGCUGCCCUCUUCUACAAAAGACCCUGGUAAUGCCAUACAUCACACAUCUCAUAUGAAUGCCCAGCAACUUGGUGGUAGUAAUGUCAUGAGUGCCACAAUCAACUUCCCUUUUCCGGGCAAACAGGUUCCCAGUGUGCAGUCUCCAAUCGGGAAACAGAAAGGCUGGCCUGAUUUUCAGGUGCUUGAGCAGCUAAAACAGCACAAUGAACAACAUCUACAGCCACAUCAACAGCUUGUGAAUGGUGGUAGUCAACUCUUUACUCCGCUGCCUGAGCAAUAUCCAGGACAGUCUAUAUGGACAGGUCGUUAUUUCAUGUGAUGUCAGUUCGAGAGAUAGAUGGUUCUUGGGAAUGAUAAUGGUGAUCGGACCACAUCCUGGUGCCAAAUUGAACUCCACCUUUGCUGCCUGUUGAAAAAUUUGUUGGAGCAUUUCUGGCCUUGGAUUUAAGCAGGCACUUGCUACCAUAACAGCGAAUUGGCCGAGCUCUCCAGCAAGAGGGGGAAGAGAAAGGUUGGAAACAUUUUUCGAUGAGCUGUUCGUAUGGAAGUAAAUGCCUUGUCAGGUUUCUUGGGGUGUGGUUAGAAGGUCUUCUUAAGUUCAUCGGUUUUGGGGCUUAUCUCAAGGGAUUUGGUGGGGGGGAUAAGAUGGUGUACUCAGUAAAUCUACUUAACUGUCGAGUCUAGCUGUCGAAAUUGCUUUUACCAUCAUCCGAUGGCAGGUGAGUUGAUAAUAUUGUGCUGCUUGGCAAGUUGUCUCCGAAGACUUUUGGGCGUAUUCUCUUUGCGGGUAAGAAUCUACGUUACCUGAACUGGAUGAUGGUGGGUUUCAAAUCAUAUGUUUGGUUUGGAGGACUACAAUCUUUGAUAUGAAUCACCCUUACUCUCAGUCAAGUAAGGGAGCUGGUUGUUAUUGCACUAUUUUGUUACGAGUGAACCGGAAUCUUUAGGUACUUUCUAGUUUUAAAUGUGGUUGAGGUCUACUCAGGUCCAGAAAUAAUUUGUGAAACGUGUCAGACGUGUUUGCUGGUUACUAUGCACUGUUGUACUACUCUGGUUUGUUCGUUACAUUUCAUGUUUACAGAUUGUUUUUCCUUUAAUAGCUUGGUUUUAUUGUGUAUGAGAUUUCUGUUUUUACA